UAUUGUAUCUCGGCAAUCAUGAACUGCAAGGUCCUUCUCCUCUUGGCCGCGGCAGCUGUGGCUUCUGCUGACAGGCGUCCGUACUCCUACUCCGCCCCGCAGUUUUCCUCUGAGGAAUUCGGCCCCGCCCACUACAACUUCGACUGGAAGGUAGACCACAGUGACUCCGGCAACGACUUCGGCCACCAGGAGGCCCGCGACGGCGACGACACCCAAGGAACCUACUACGUGCAGCUCCCCGACGGCCGCCUGCAGACCGUCAGGUUCGCUGUCAACGGCGACUCCGGAUUCCUCCCUGAGGUUUCCUACGACGGAGAGGCUCGUUACCCUGACUCCUCCGACUCGUUCGAGUCUCGUGAGUUCCGUGGCUACGCCCCCCCAAGGCCCGUCUACGGUUAAGAGACACGUUUGCUAAUGAGAUGCACCCUUUCUGUUCACUGAUUUUCUAUUUAUUUCAUUCAUUAGUAAAAUUAUGAUGACGAGUCAGCAUGUAAAUAUAAACAAGAUGAUUUAUCUUUAAUAAAUGUGCAU
Molecule: messenger RNA, 531 nt
Organism: Penaeus indicus
Lineage: Eukaryota; Metazoa; Arthropoda; Malacostraca; Decapoda; Penaeidae
Product: pro-resilin-like
Exons: 3
Coding region: 19-399 (126 amino acids)
Cellular component (GO): extracellular matrix
Source: RefSeq, a predicted model, not a curated record